This is a messenger RNA of Pochonia chlamydosporia 170, 321 nucleotides long. RefSeq names its product CipC1 protein, concanamycin induced protein C. Bases 1 to 321 code for a protein of 106 amino acids. NCBI's taxonomy places the organism in Eukaryota, Fungi, Ascomycota, Sordariomycetes, Hypocreales, Clavicipitaceae. The record is from RefSeq and is a predicted model, not a curated record. The transcript has 3 exons.
AUGGGUUGGUUUGAUGAUGAUUCCGAUCAGGCUCAGGCCUACGACCAGGUGACGAACCGUCCUCACGAAGCCAAAUGGUCUCACGAACUUAUCGGCGGUGCUGCUGCGUACGAAGCUGCCAAGGCAUACGAAGACCACGUCGCUCGCAAUGGCCACCCUGCUGAGCACGCCCAGGCCAAGGAGAUCCUUGCCGGUGUCAUUGGAGCCUUCGUUGACCGUGAGGUUGAAACUAAGGGCUUGGACUAUAUCGAUCGUGAGAAGGCCAAGCGCCACGCCCAGGAUCAAGCGGAGGAGAGACUCAGCAACGAGGGUCGAUGGUAA